AUGGCUGCACUUCCGCAGUCCUACGAGACGCGGCUGGUGGCGGUGUCCGCCUCCAGCGUCAACCAGCAGCGCAUUAACUACGGUAGUCGCGUGCUCUUGCCAUCCAGCGUGCUGGAUGACCUGUGCCGCAUGACCAUGGUGUAUCCCCUCCAGUUUGAGAUCAUCACCCCGAGUAAGAAGCGUGUGUACGCAGCCGUUCUCGAGUUCAACGCGCAGGCAGGUUCGGUGGUGCUGCCGGACUGGAUGUUCCAGCACCUGGGUCUUCGUGGCACAAUGGUGGUAAAGGUGCAGAGCUGCAGUCUUCCGCCAGGAUCCCUCGUGAAGCUCCGGCCGCAUCAGAAGGCGCUUGUCAUGUUCGAGAAUCCGCGGAACCUGCUGGAGCUACGCCUUGCUCAGUAUCCCGUGCUCACCAAGGGCACCACUAUCGUGAUUAGCUACGUGGAUCGUGAGUUCCAACUCGACCUGGUGGAAAUCAUUGACAUGAAGCAGCAGCUC
Molecule: messenger RNA, 495 nt
Organism: Leishmania braziliensis MHOM/BR/75/M2904
Lineage: Eukaryota; Euglenozoa; Kinetoplastea; Trypanosomatida; Trypanosomatidae
Product: putative ubiquitin fusion degradation protein
Exons: 1
Cellular component (GO): VCP-NPL4-UFD1 AAA ATPase complex
Molecular function (GO): polyubiquitin modification-dependent protein binding
Source: RefSeq, a predicted model, not a curated record